Leucoraja erinaceus (little skate) is the source of this 2618-nucleotide messenger RNA. RefSeq names its product polymerase (DNA-directed), delta 3, accessory subunit (gene pold3). Gene Ontology annotation, biological process: nucleotide-excision repair, DNA gap filling; DNA replication; DNA strand elongation involved in DNA replication. Gene Ontology annotation, molecular function: DNA-directed DNA polymerase activity. The record is from RefSeq and is a predicted model, not a curated record. Gene Ontology annotation, cellular component: nucleus; delta DNA polymerase complex. Bases 84 to 1625 code for a protein of 513 amino acids. The transcript is spliced from 12 exons. NCBI's taxonomy places the organism in Eukaryota, Metazoa, Chordata, Chondrichthyes, Rajiformes, Rajidae.
GGCGGACGGGGAGCGGGCCCGGCUAGGCCGCGUUGCUGGGGGGUAACAGGCAGCUCCGUGACCUGUGACCCCGGGUUGGCGCCAUGGUCGCCAUGGAGGAGCUGGAGCUGCUGGUGGAGAAUGUGGAGGAGCUGGUGGAGGACGAGAACCGCAUUGUCACCUACAAGAUGCUGAGCCAUUCCUUUGGCAUUCACGUCAACCAGGCGAAACAGUUGCUCUAUCACUAUGUGGAGCGAAAGAGGAAAGAAAAUUCUGGGGCUCAGCUCCAUGUGACCUAUCUCGUCUCUGGGAAAUCGCAAGAAGAUGGAAACUCGUGUCACAAGGUAGCAGUGGUGAGGGAAGAUCAAUUGGAAGCAGUGAAGCUGAAGCUGCUGGUGACCGCCAGUGUGCACGUGUACAGUAUUCAGAAAGCAAUGCUGAAAGACAGCAGUCCGCUUUUCAACACUGAUUACGAAGCAGUCAAGGAGAACCUGCAGAACAGCAGCAAGUACAGUGCCAUCCGGUGUGCGGAUGCGGUUCCCCGGUCAGCGGAGGAGAUGGCCCGUGCGCACAAGUCGGUGCAGCCGACCCCUCCGGAUCCCGAUGAGCCACCGGGCGCCGGCAAACCCGUGGCGAACCGCAGCGCACCGGCAGCCCCAGCUAAACCCGCCGCCCCGCAGCUCAAGGGAAUCAUGGGCAUGUUCGCGGCCAGACCUUCCGCCAAAGCCAGCACCAAAGAAGAGAGAGCUGAGCCCGUGGUCGUGAAAGAUAGGGAGAGCCCUGCUCCUUCGGGAAGCAAGGCGGCAAGCAAAGGGCUCAGCAACUUUUUCCAGAAAGUCAGUGCCAAGAAAGAAUCGCCACCGUCUAAGGCCGCAAAGGAACAGGUUCCUCCCGGAAAACCAGCCCCGGAGUUUGCAGAGAAAGCAGAUGCCCCUGAGGGUGGAGAGAGCCACGUUGCAGCUGCGCAGGGAGGGAGCGACGAAGAAAUGGCCCUGACCAGUGACGCCGCAGCACAGAAAGUGCCAGCCAAGCCUCCGAAGGAGAAGAACACGGCAAAGAAGGCAAAGAAAACACGGGAUAAUCGGCAGCAAGGCGACGAACAGAGCAACAAGAAGACGAAGCGUGGCGUAGCGCAGCCGAGCGACGGGGAGGGACCUUGCACCAAGCGGCGACGGCGGAUCAGACAGGCUCAGUCGGACAGCAGCGACGAGGACGUGGUGGCGGACUCUCCUGGAGCCUUUGAUGUGAAAACGCCGUCACCAAAGGGUGAAGCCCCAGUCGGCGAGGAGGAAGCAUCACCACCAAGCUUCUCCGAGGUGGCGGCUAAGCCAGCCCGUUGGCAGAGUGCAGAGGACACUGAGAAGGCAGGAGGAGUGAAGAGCAGAAAGCAGCGCCGGGUUCUCAAAAACAAGACCUUUCUGAAUGAGGAGGGUGAAUUUGUGACGGAGAAGGUUUUCCAGAACGAGUCGUGCACCGACAGCGAGGGCGAGUUGGCCGCCAAACCACAAGUGCAGAAGCCAGCCCAGGCCAAGAGCACUGGGGGGGUGAAAGAGGAACGGAAGGGGCAGAAGGAGAAGAAGUCACCGGGCUCCGGCCGAGCUGGCAAGCAGGCAUCCAUCAUGGGAUUCUUCAAGAAGGCAACCUAGCGCCAACACUCCUGGCAGCCGGCUUCAUGGUAAACGGUGGCACCACGAACCGGAGCUCGGAAAGCUAACCGAGCCAUCGUCAUGCUUCCAAACAUAACAGCAGAAGCUCUACUCUAGGAGAUGUGAAUCUGGGAGCAUUGUGUGUUGAGAAAGGGCAACUUGGACAAGAGGGGCACUUCAAAAAACCUUGACUGUAACGUGGCCCACAGUCGGAGUAGGUUCUCUUGUGCAUGUUUAAACAUUGUUCAUCGUGCUGCCUCGCAUUUCUGUCAGUACUUACUUCCUCUCUGGUUUUCAGUGAACUUUUGGUAAACCUAUCCAUGAGACUAUCUUCAAACUUCAUUGCGGCAGUUGUUGGCAACACAUGUUUUCAACACAUGCCUGUCUGUAUACAAGUGAUAGCCAGCAGAUGGCAAACUUCAGCCAUCUCGCUGGCUAGGUCAAUUUCUAUGUUUACUUUGUAGAUUCGAAGGGAAUCUUUUUUGACAAGGAAAGUGCAUGUCAGUCGAAUGGAUAAGCUUCGAAACAAGAAACGGCAGAUGCUGGUUUACAAAAAAAGUCACAGAGUGCUGGAUUAACUCAGCAUGGAUAGGUGACGUUUUAAGAUUGAACCCACCUCUGGUGAUGGGUAGUGACUUGAAAUCAUCACCUCUCCAUGUUCUCCACAGAUGCUGCCUGGCCAGCUGAGUUACUCCAGCACUUUGUCUUUUUGUUGUUGUAAAUCAAUGUAAUUCAUUCAAUGAUGCUUAAUGCAGCACCUGCAGUUCUGUGUCUCAUUAUUUGCGCACUUUGGAGGGAAGGUUGUCUGUGGGUGAUUACGGUUUUGUGGUGUUCUGAUCAUCUAUGAGUGACGCCAACUAUGGACCUUGUGCAGACCUCUGACACCUGUGCAGGGUGGUGGUGUGGGAUAUUCUGCUGAUGAAAAGUCCUCAUACUUCCAUCAGCCUUUUGCUGAAUGCUGUGAAUAAAGUUUUUUUUAGGAAAAUAAAUAAA